CUGUAAUUGUUUUUGAUGUAACAUGGCUAGAAAUCGCUUAGUCGUCCUAGUUAUACUGGUAUGUCCAGCAGUGGUCAGUUGCUUCAUACAAUGCACAGAUGAUGAGAUAUUUUGUAUAAGUACUGGACAGUGCAUUAAACAGAAUUCAGAUUGUUUCAAACAAAACAAGAACAUAGUUGGUGGUUGCCAGCAGGACGAAGUAUUUUGUCUAGAAACAGGCAAGUGCAUCAAAGUUGAAAAGUCGUGUUCGGAUGGUAAGACAAUUCACCAGUGUGCUGACGACGAACAAUUCUGUCUAUUUGCUGGUAAAUGCGUAAAAAGGGAGGUUAAUUGUUUCCCAGCGACCUCAGAUAUAUGUCCGUUCGGUACCACAAAAUGUCUACAAACUGGUGAGUGUAAAGUAAUAGAGCAUACAUUUUGUGAUCAGGACAAAAGCUCCAAGAGUAUUAUGUGUUUAGAUCAUGAAGUAUUUUGUUUGCAGAAAGGUCAGUGUGUAUCCACUACUGAUAUUUCUUGCAAAAAAGACGCAGAUGAAGAUGAAAACCAAAUAUGUCCAGAAGGUACAACAAAAUGUCUUCGAACGGGUGAGUGUAUUGACAGGAACAGCAACUGCAACAAUGAUCAGUCACAUUCGACUCUCAUGUGCAAUGAUAAAGAAGUGCUUUGUCUCAACUCUGAACAGUGCAGACCAAAAGAAAACUCAUGUGUAACAAACAAUGAAGGUACGUCAUGUCCAGAGGGCACUGUAUAUUGUCUCCUAUCUGGAAUGUGUAUUAAUUUACACAGAAAUUGUAACGACCAAAGUAAACAGUGUUCUGAGAACGAGGUAUUUUGUCUUGAAAGGGGUUAUUGUAUAGAAAAGGAAGCACUUUGCGACCCUAGUCCUAGUGAGAGCAAUGACGAUUCAAUCUAUCAAUGCAAAACUAAUGAAAUUUUCUGUAUCCAUUCAGGCCAUUGCAUACCAAAAGACAUGACCUGUGACUUUCAGCCUGGCGAAGGAACUAACCACCAAUGUAAUGAGGACGAAAUAUUUUGUCUACAGAGGGGCAUAUGUGUAGCAAGGGAAAAGACAUGUGACUACAAUACUGACACAGUCACAAGCGAUCAAUGUAACGAAGGAGAAUUAUUUUGCCUUAAUGAAGGAAAAUGUGUAUCAAAAGAAAAUAUCUGUGACUCUCCGUCUAUCGGUGAUCAUUCAAGCCAUCAGUGCAGAGGAGAUGAAAUGUUUUGUUUACAAAGAGAACAGUGUGUUCCUAAGCUACCAGAAUGUAAUCAAGAAUUGGAUGAUGACCAAGUCACCAUAUGUCCUACUGGAAAAAUCAAAUGUUUACAAACUGGUAAAUGCGUUAGCAUUUGUCAUGAGGGUUUCAUCGAUUCGUCGAACACAGGAUCAUGUCCUAAUGGUCAUGUCAAAUGUUUGUUAACAGGGGAGUGCGUUAGGCUUUCGGAACAGCCAAGUGUAUGUGAGAGUAUAGAAUUUAAUACCAGGAAUUGUCCACCAGACCAAAUAAUGUGCCUUCUAACUGGAAAAUGUGUUCCGAAUUCCAAAAUAUGUGACAACACUGCAACUAGUACCGGGUCGAAUACUUGUCAUGACGGCGAAAUGAUGUGCUUACAAAGUGGUAAAUGUGUUUCAGCAACAAGUGGUUGUAAAGCUGUAAUAGAAGAUGCAACUACGUCAACGUCAGACUACAACAGACUUUCAACAACGGAGAGCUCUGACUUUACAGCUACAGGAAAUACACAAUCAACAAAUUAUGGCGUGUCUGUUACACAAGAAAACAACUCCUCAAUGAGUGGAUGGAACGCAACACAUUCUGAAAUACCAUCUUUGGAGACAACAACUUGGACAAUGACAACCACUGAUCCAGUUCUUCCAAUCACUGAUGUGUAUCACAAACUGCUACCAGAGCCUUUGUUCCUAUACGAGGAUUACCUCUUUAUAGUUAAUGAUACAUUAGGAGAAUAUGGCAUCGAGUCUGAAAUGAAAAUCAAUUGUACAGACAAUGUGAAAUUACAAAAUUCUACAGGUGAUUCCUUGAUAACCGCAGGUACGCCAGUUACCACUCAAAGAUAUGUGAUAUUGACUUUGAUAUCAGGAGGAGACGGCUUGUGUAGGAUACAUUCACAAGAUAAACCGAGAUCAGUUUACUUUAUGUAUAUCAAAAUGAUCGAGGAACUAUAUAAAGCAGAUGUUGACUUUGCUAUGACGGAAGUGGAGAUAGAAGAGGACACACAUUUCCUUUAUUUCACAGAUUGGAAAAUGUGGUACAAUAUCACUAUCAAUGACGACGCUGUAGACAUCUCAACGUUUGCACUGACAAAUGAAUCACGAAAAGAGUUUGUUGAUACAUAUAAGGAAAAACUUUUUCAACAUCACAUCUUGCAUGGUAUCAACAGUCAUCUGAAGCUUCAACAAGUGCCUUUGAAUGAAUACGGCGUCCCUGUUGCAAUCUUGGAAGUACAUGAUGGGUCCAAAUGGACCCCAUACGUAAUGAAGUAUACGAGUGUCGAUAUAAUAAAGCACAAUUAUAGAAUAAAAUUUACAGAGUCAUGUAACUGCCAGUUUAAUGUAGAAUUGUUACAUCCAGGAGCUACAUCUGACAACGAUCUGAUGGUUAUCAAGGUCAUGGCUGUAAACGACGCCCCAGUUCUUACAGAUAGAGCAAUAUUGAGAUACAAUGAAUUAGUCGAGACUUAUCUUUUAUACCCGUAUGUACACCUAGAUGCAGACUUUAGGAUUUCAGAUAUAGUUCCACAUUUUUAUUCCGAUGAAGAUGAGCAUGGUAUUAUAGGAACUGCAGUUAUAGGACAGAUAUCUGACAAAAUAGGAAAAUGGAUGUUUUUGCACAACAGCUCAUGGACUUCAUUUCCAUAUAUUGACAAAUCAGAUUUACCCGGCAGAUCAAACAUAAAUGUUCAUCUUCUAGUUCCGGAUGAUAUUAUAAGAUUUGUCCCUUAUAACAGCUCAUAUCUUUGGACCAGACACGAGGCAAUAGCAUAUACCAGAUUAUACCUUCUUGGGUGGGACAUGAGUAAUUCAAAUAAUGAAACAAGCGUAACAGAUAGUGUGGACAUUCAUAAGUGUCAUGGUGUUCAUAAUAAGAUAUGUGGACCUGGCGGGAAAUCAGCAUUUGGAAGAGAUGUUAUCGCACUCUACAUAAACAGAGUUGGAUGUGAUGGUAUGGCGUCAUCAUUGAUGUCUGCAGACAGUUGUGGAAUUUGUGGAGGACAUGAUGACUGCAUUGAUUGUACAGGAACACCUAAUGGAGGUGCAUCGUAUGAUAUGUGCAGAGAUUGUACAGGUGGAAGUAGCAAUAUACCAUACGGACACCACCUUGACUGCAACCAUGAAUGCGGCAAUAAUUAUUACGAACAACGAUUACAAAUGUGUGUCAGAAACGGAACAGAUGUACACGGACUGUUGACUAUGAUGUCCUGUGAUAGUAUGCUAAACAGCGGUGCCUACAUUAACAAAUGCGGACAUUGUGUAUCUGGUAAUACUUCAUUACCUAGUAAUCAUGGAGAAGAUGUGUGUGGUGUCUGUAACGGUGAUGGUACAUCCUGUUUGGAUUGUGAUGGUGUUGUUAAUGGCAACAAAAAGGAAGACUUUUGCGGACAAUGUUUGCAUCCGUCGGACAGUAAUUAUAAUAAAGGCUGCAUGAAGUUAGGAUCAGUAUCCCCAAAUUACCUUCGAAACUUUGAUAAUCAUACAUUGCAUGUUGUUGGUGUAAAGUUGGACAUGUUCUCAACUGUAGAGUGUUCCCUACACAAACAUAACGACAUAACCUUGAGUGUACUUAGCUUUGAUAACACAACAAGUACCAUUGAACUACAGACACCAGAUCUGUUAGGAACCAGAGGAGAAUACAAUAUAUCAUGCCUGUUUGAUAGCAAUACCACUUUGGUUCUGGAGAAUGAACUCACAAUAUAUCAAUAUCCACAUAUUAGAUCUAUCACUCCUGACUCCAUGGUUAUUGGCGAUAUGGUAAAGGUGAAUAUCACAACAGACGGUGUGGUAGAUACAGGGUUUACACAGUGUAUAUUAUUAUGUCCGUUCAGAAGUCCGGAAAUUGGUUGUUACACAGCAUCAGGAUUUUCUAAAGUCCAUAUCCCUAUUGUUUUGCUGAACUCAAAAACAGUCCAGUGCGAUUUAAGUCAGUUGCGAUAUUUCACUCGGGCUAAAGCCUACAAAAUAUUAGUUGCAGUAGAACAAAAAGAGAUUUUGGAUCUAUCAAGGUUGCAGUCUUCAGACUUUAUCAUCAGAGCCGAGGCUCCAGUUAUACAAGCUGCCAUAUUUGAUAGAAGUUUUUGUUACUUCAGUAUUAUAUUCAAUAGAGAUAUAACUGGACCAAAUGAAUGCAGCGAUAUAUUCCAUUUGGAUACUUAUAAUUUAUUAGGAACAGAUCCACAUUGUAUAACUGUUGGUAAGAGAGUACUUGUAGACCUUGGCAGAGAUAAUACUCUACGACCAGGUCAUACCAUAACAUUAAAAACAUCAGCAAUAUACCGCAUUGGAGCAAUGCAACAGUAUGCAAAGUUCGCUACAGGAAGUACAAAUAUAAGCACACCAGUAAAUGCGAUGCAUCCCGAGUUUUCCCUGACUGGACCAUCAGUAGUUGGACGUUGCGAAUCAUUUAAUGUGGUACUGAAACAGACAAAUAGUGGCUGUAUAAAAUUAAGAUCUCAUUGGUCCAUUCAGGCCAAUCAAGUUUUAGCGCCUGGAAAUACUUCUUGGGACAACUCUACCUCUUUUACUUCCCUUAUGCAUAAAGUCAAUUCACUGAAAAAUAGUCCUAGGAUGUUAGCAAUACACCAUGAUGAGAUACAACCUGGGGAAAAUGUUGAAUUCAGUGUAACUGUUGAAGAUGAUUUAAAUGGCUUAUCAUACGUUGCCAGACACAAUGUUUCCCGAGAGAUGACCAUGAACCCUCUAUCUGUAUCUUUAAUGUUACUUGGCAAUACAGCUCAUGUUGACCCUGCCAAUAUAAUACGUUUCUAUGCCACAGCCAAAGUACCAGAAUGUUACAACUUGACGGAGGAAAUCGUUAAAUUUAGUUGGCAAAGUGGAACCUCCGAUUUUAGUUUGUCAGUAUUUAAUGACAAGCCAAUAUCAGCAAUCAGACCGAACACAUUGCGAGGUGGCAGCAUGUAUACAGUUACAAUAAAUGCAUUCUUUGAAGACGACCCUACGGCGGAAGCUGUUGAUUUUGUAACGUUCCAUACAAUCAGUAAACCAUUGGCUGUUACCAUCGAUGGCGGUGACUUCAUGGUAUUUGCUACUCACCAGGAAGUCGUGCUUGAUGCUGGCAUUUCACAGGAUCCUGAUAGACAGAACUUACCCAAGUUCUUUACUUGGACAUGCGAAUAUGAAAAUGGUUAUCCCUGUUUAAUACUACAUGGAAAUGAUACUGUUCAUAUGUCAUCAGUGUUUACAUUCAAUGAGAGGAUUGUAAUACCAGCCAAUACAUUAGCUGUUGGCGACAAAAUGAUGUGGAUAGUUACGAUGACGGUCGGUCAACGUACGGGUAAUUUCACGACAACUGUAGAAAUUGUAAAUGUCUUUCCACCAUCAUUAGUUUUACAACUCACAAAUAUUAUAGUAAACCCUGGAGAUAAACUUAGAAUUCCGUGUGCAGUUACGUCUCAUGGUCCAGUUAUGAUGAUGUGGUCUUCCUCAUCCGAUAAUGGUUUUGAUUCAAUCGAUCUUUCAACUAUACUUCCUUCUGAGUCAAUACUUCAAGAAUCAACAGAAUCGGUAACAAACAAGGACUUUUCCUUGUUCCUUGACUUGUCUGGCAUUGCCACGCUACCAGCAGGAGCUACAUUUGUAUUUAUUGUAACAGCGUUUGCCCUAGAUAACGAACAGAGUAGUACCCAGAGGGUUCAUGUUACAGUUAAUUCGCCACCAACAACUGGCGAUAUCCAGAUAAGCCCGUCUAAUGGAACAUCAAUGACCACAGAUUUUACUAUAGAUGUAGGCGAUGGUUGGACUGAUAUAGAUGGAGAUAGUACGGUAUUCUUUUUCUCUGUGAAGGAAUCUAAUCUCGGCAGAAUACGUCUGAACGCCAGGGGUCUAUCUGACGUAUACAGCUAUAUGUUUAAAUUGACGGAAGGUAUUUAUGACGUUAUAGUUGAACUAUGCGAUACAUAUGGAGCAUGUUCGAAUGUAAAUUUAAAGGCAGCUAUUACUGUGUUGGGCAAGACUUUUACUGAAGCAGAAAUUGACCAAGCUGCCGCGUCAAUAACAGCAACUCUCAAAACAGAUAUGAAUGCAGCUAUAAGAAUGGCUAUGACAAUGUCCAGUCUCCUUGUAUCUGAUGACCAGAACAGCACUGGUUCUGUUUCCCUUGUUAUCAAUGAAGUAGCUACCAGUUUAUUUAUUUCUGUGGUUGCAGCCAUUGAUCCAGCUGACGCUACAUCUGUUUUAGAUUCUGCUAAUAACAUGCUACAGCGAUUGGCUGACACUGGUGGGUUGGCACACACCGUGAUCACUGAGAGUCAAUCAUUAGCUUCUAGUUUAGCUGCAUAUGUCACAACAGGAACAGACCAAACGAGAAGGCGAAAAAAGAGGACUACUACAGUGAUCGUUACUCCGUUGCCAAUUAAUGAUGCAGCAAUUCUAUUAACAACGUAUAGUGCCACAUACUCACAACAGUCUGAAGACAGUAUAUCCACCAAUUCUGCCACAGAUUAUCAUCAAGCUUUAGACAAUAUUUUCAUAGGAUUGUGUGCCACGGUGGCAUAUGCUGAGGAUCCCGUAGUUAUAUCAUCAGAAUUAUCGACAAUCAACAUCGACAAACGAGUUACAGAUAAUACUGCAUCUUUAGUCUAUGAUGUUACAUGCAAGAACUGCACAUCAUUUAUAACACAUCCGGCUGAAGUGACAUAUGGGAUAUCAAUUCAGAAUAAAUAUGAAAGCUGGGAUUGUUCACCGUACUUAAGUUGUUAUGGAGCAUGCUUUAUCACUGCACAACUAACAAAGGAUUUAGUAACACCAACGUCCCCUUCUGAAAUGAGUUUAACCAAUCGAGUGCGCCGUAGCGACAUUAUAAUUCUAAAAGUUAUAAAUCCUGUUGAAAAUUCUAUAUUGACUGUUGGUAAUCUUGACACACCGAUAACAAUAACUAUCAGAGUGGACGGGGAUGUAAAUACCACAGCUUAUAGUUUGCAGUGUUUAUUUUGGAACCAUGCCAGCUGGACGAACAGUACCUGUACAGCAAGUUCUCCACAUAUGAUAGAAUUAGUGACAGCCGUCACCUGUUCAUGUGAUACUAUGGGCUAUAUUGCAGUAUUUGAAGGACCACCCAUAAUUGAAACCAUCAUCUUAACCUCAACUGAAAGUUCAAUGGAAACGGAGACGGUUCCUGUGCACGAAGAAACAACAGAAACAAUUAUUUCGAUUCCCUCGUCAGCAGAAGCAGUUCAAGUGUCUUUCACCAUUGAUACAGACUAUGCCAUUAUUGUUGAUCACGUGCAAUUUAGAAAUGAAAUCAAGCAAAAACUUGCUGACACCAUGCACGUUAUGGUUAAACGGAUAACAUAUCUAAGCGUAGAAUCAGGAAGUAUUAUUGUAACGUUUAAGGUUGAACAUGGAAGCAUAUCAGAGACAACUCUACAGGUAGCCGUUGAAAAACUACUGGCUGCAAUCAUGUCUAACAGUUUGGCCAUCACCAAUCAUCACGGUGGACCUCUUAAAAUCAUCAAAGCUUCCUUUACUUAUGAAGUGGUAGAUAAAGACCCAGUUCCAGAGGAAGAAAAUCCUUCAACUCUGUACAUCAUACUCGGUUGUGUUGGAGCAUUACUGGUCAUCGCUGUAGUCGUUAUUGCUGUACUGCUUCACAAAAUGAAGAAAGACCACACUGCGGUGUCCACUUCUCCACCACCGCCAUAUGGUCCCCAGAUGCAUGGUGUUGAUGUUCCAAGGCCAGUUAGUAGUGGAAGCAAGAAAUUUCUUGUCCAAGAACGAACCAAUGCAAAGACAAAACCUAGUAAUGAUAAUAAGCACGGAUAUGGUAAAAUGUAUGACACUGGUCAUGGAUCGGCAAUGAAAGAUGUUGAUAUUGUUGCCAUAGAGAAAGGUGCGGGAAUACAAGGAGGAGCGUAUGGUCAACCUGGUGAAAAGUGGACGGAAAUAGAGAUUCGCCCGCACAGUAAACCAGGUUCGGCUACCUCAGUACCAGGUCCACCUAACUAUUUACCUCCAAUUACAGGCUGAUAGGCAUAAUACCUGCUAUGUAUCGACGCUUUCAAUCUCCGUAAGACAACAUAAAAGCUACUAUA
This is a messenger RNA of Mytilus trossulus (common blue mussel), 8283 nucleotides long. RefSeq lists its product as uncharacterized. The transcript is spliced from 40 exons. Bases 23 to 8218 code for a protein of 2731 amino acids. The record is from RefSeq and is a predicted model, not a curated record. Lineage: Eukaryota; Metazoa; Mollusca; Bivalvia; Mytilida; Mytilidae. Gene Ontology annotation, molecular function: monoatomic cation channel activity. Gene Ontology annotation, biological process: calcium ion transport. Gene Ontology annotation, cellular component: plasma membrane.